Molecule: messenger RNA, 1323 nt
Organism: Raphanus sativus (radish)
Lineage: Eukaryota; Viridiplantae; Streptophyta; Magnoliopsida; Brassicales; Brassicaceae
Exons: 2
Coding region: 1-1323 (440 amino acids)
Source: RefSeq, a predicted model, not a curated record
AUGUCUUCUGAAAUGGAUAAAGCCAUGCUGGCCUUGUCCCUCAAAGAUGACAAAGAUGUUCCUUUCGACAUGCCCGAUCUUCCUCAUUUCUAUUCUUGUGAAAGGAAUCAAAAUAGUUUGAUCGGCCGUCUUCUCAACCCAGAUCAUCAAUACAUGGCAAGCUUGAUCUUUGAUAUGCCGCGCAAAUGGCAAAAGCAGAACAGGGUUAGGGGUAUCGCUCUCACAGCAGAAAGAUUCCAAUUCAUCUUCAAUCAUGCAUAUGAUCUCGAAGAUGUUUUGGGAAAAGGCAUGCAAACCUAUAACGAAGCUAUCACUGCAAUCGGUGACCUUGUUGGUCAUGUAGAUACUGUAGCCUUUGAUCCGGAAAAAUCUCAGAGACAGGAUUUUGUUCGUGUCAAGAUCAUCUUUGAUGUCUCAAAGCCUUUAAAGAAGUUCAAAGUUCUUAACCUUCGAGGAGGAAUUCAACACACGGUCUACUACUAUUACGAAAAGGUUCAAAAAAUAUGUCAUCUAUGUCAGAGGUUGACGCAUGCAAAAGACAGAUGCCCUUUUCUCAAUCGAGCUCAACCUACCGAAGACAUUCAAUCUUCCUUUAGCUCUUCCUCUUCCCGACCAAGAGAGAAUAUGUUCAUUACGAAAGCAGAUCCCCUGUUUGGAGUAAUCAAAGACUCUCAAGUUGGUGUUCAUCCUGCCACUGGAAGACCACGAAUUGCUCCGGAGGUGUUGCAGGAAAUGCGUAAUUACUUACUAUCAUCUACUCGUGAAGACAGGAAGGUCAAAGAACAAAGAAUCAUCUCCUCUGUUGAAGCGGUGGAAAAAGAUCCAAUCUCUCAAAAGACAGUGCUUCAGCUCAUCCCUCCGCCCAUCUUUACUAAGGAGAUCAAUAAAGAUAAAGGAAUAGUCUUUGACUAUGAAUCGGAGAACAACCGUCCUCAAGAAGUUCGAGGUCCAAAGCUUAUGUCUGCAGCCAUCUCAGCUCAUCAGGUCAUGCCUUCUCGUCCUUCAGAACAGAAUAGUACUUCUCCUAUGUCUUCUCUGAAUCCUGAUAACAUUUUAAGCUCUACGGUUCCUCAGUUUAAUCUCUCAUUAACUGAUAUUAUCGGAGCUUCUAAUGUACAAGGAAAAGCAAGGAGAAGGCCCGGCAAAUACAAGUGCAAUCUUCAGGGCAAAGCUAAAGCUCGUACCUCUAAAGCUACUUAUCCAACUGCAACUGAAGCUCAGUCUCUCAAACGUAAAGCAGAAGAUGAUUUGGUGGAUGCAUCCAAGCCUUUAAAGCUGCAAGCAUCAACGAUGGUCCCGAAUGAGGGACCGUCGAACGCUUAA